CCUCUGUUUCCAAGUAAUUGCUAAGUACUAAUAUUGCAAAAAAGCAAAAAAAUAUAUAUAUACUCCCUUCCAACACAUAUAAUUUUCUUCAAACUUCAAUAUUCUCCUAAGCUAAAGCAGAAAAAUCCUAUCUUUGUUUCACCCUUUGCUUUCCUCCAUCUUUGUGCUAUUUUGGGAAAGUUUCUUCUAUUCUGGGAAAGUUUUCUUCCUCAUUUUCUUGCAGUUUCCUCAAGGGUUAAUCUUAUGGAGUGGUUUUCUCGAGUUGAUGAUGGUGAUCUUGUUGUUCCUAAAGGCUUAGAUGGUUUUUCACCAUCUUCUGAUAGCUGGUCACAGUAUUGUGACUCAACACCAUUCGGUAAUUUCAAGUCAGAAAUGAAAAGGAACAACAUAAGGUCAUACGUUGGAGCUGAAGACUGUAAAGUGACCGGGAAUGGCCUAGCUAAUGACAUGAAACACUUUGGAAUUAGCGAGGAGCCUUUUGAUAAUGAGGCUAGCCAAGAUUCAUACUGUGAUAUGGACCAAUGGUCCUCAUAUCCACCUGAGCAGUUGGAUUUCCAUCUUGAUAACAUGGCCUCGAUCGAUCAGUUGGAUGAUGCGUUCUUAAGUUCCUUACUCGAAGACUCUCCAACCGGAAUGGAUGCAUCUGAUGAGUCAUCUGAAUUAUCAACAGAUGACCGGUGCAGCAUGCUGCUGGAUGAUGAUCAAGCAAGAGAUGAACAUUCAAAUCUAGAGCAUAUGACAAGUAACAGUCGUGCUGGUACUGCCAAAUAUUUCUCUGCACAUGCUUUUACUUCACCAGUGGAUUGGGAGAGUCAAGAAGAUAACAAUUCUUAUUUGCUGAAAAAGGCACAACAAGCAGAGGUUUCCGUGAAAUUUGAGCAUGAUAAAGGAGAUAAUGGAGAGAGUGAAGAGGAAAUAUCUAUGGAGGAAACUGUCCUACAGCACCUCGAAAAUCUCACAUCUCAGCUGACAGAUGAAACCAGAAUCUGCUUCCGGGAUUCUCUAUACCGUCUUGCGGAUAAUUCAAAACAUGAUGCAUGUCAGAGUAGGAAACCUAUGCCAGAUCAAGAAUCUACGUGGUUCAGCGAAGAAGAGACGAAAGAAUCGGGGACGAAUGUAAUUGACAGAACUGUGGCCAACCUUUUGUUCAGCAACGUUGAGUUUGGUGCUUCUGAAGGCUCCUCAAUGGACUUUACAGAGUCCAACAUAACACAGCAUUCAGGCGGUACGUUGUGGAAUAUAUCAGGUUCCUCUGGUUGUGAUGUCCCUACUUUUAGUGGAUAGACAACGCAUUCUUCACUCUGCUGAAACUUUUCGUGAAGUGGAACAAUGAUUGGCGCUACUCCGCGUCCUAGUUCUUAGGCUUCGUUCAAGAUGUUGUAGCAUGGUCGUUUUACGUUAUUUGACCUGAUCUGAUAGGGCUAAGUUUUGACGAAAGCUUGUAUAGUAGGUGUGAUUAGAGACUAACCGUGGCUACUUUGAGUUAUGUAAGCAGCGAAACGCUGUAAAGAGCCUGGUUUUUCUUUAGGCUCCAGACAUUUUAGUUGAGGAAGAAACUUUCCCUGUUGUGCCUUUUUUAAAAAAAAUUCUAUAAGCAGCUAAUAUGUUAAGAUU
Lycium ferocissimum is the source of this 1614-nucleotide messenger RNA. Its product is annotated as protein LNK3-like. Gene Ontology annotation, biological process: regulation of DNA-templated transcription; circadian rhythm. The transcript is spliced from 6 exons. NCBI's taxonomy places the organism in Eukaryota, Viridiplantae, Streptophyta, Magnoliopsida, Solanales, Solanaceae. The coding region runs from base 244 to 1284 and encodes 346 amino acids. The record is from RefSeq and is a predicted model, not a curated record.